Messenger RNA from Calidris pugnax (ruff), 2776 nucleotides. RefSeq names its product stromal cell derived factor 4 (gene SDF4). Gene Ontology annotation, biological process: calcium-ion regulated exocytosis. The record is from RefSeq and is a predicted model, not a curated record. The transcript has 7 exons. The coding region runs from base 395 to 1465 and encodes 356 amino acids. Lineage: Eukaryota; Metazoa; Chordata; Aves; Charadriiformes; Scolopacidae. Gene Ontology annotation, cellular component: endoplasmic reticulum. Gene Ontology annotation, molecular function: calcium ion binding.
GGGGAAGGCUGAGGCGCAGCCAUUUUGGUUGCGGGCGUUGUUGGGGCUGAGGGGAAGGGCGGUUUCAGUCCCGGCGGGCUGCGCUUCCCAUUGGGGAUGGACGCUGCGGUGCCGCCUCGCUGGGAGCAGGUAGUCUGGUGGAAGUAGUCGUGUGUUAACUAGCUACCUGCUGUCUCUGGUUUCAUACGGAUUGCUGGCUGUUUUAAGGACUCCCGAGCAAAACAGACGAAUAAGCACAAAGCUACAGAUGUACGUAUAGCCAGGAAAAGGGGCCUGACAGGGAAUUAAAAAGAUUCCCUUCCCGCUUGAAGGUGGUCUGCUUUAUUAUAAAUUGAGAUCAUUUAAUCCCUUCACAAUAAUAUAAACAGCUGAUACUUUGAAUAAAAAGGAAAAAAUGAUGUCAAGGCAGGCCUUUCUCUGCAGUUUGGGAUCUCUGUAUUUGUCCCUUCUGUUUGUAUUUCUUCUAAUGGAUGUUUAUGCAAGGCCUGCAAAUAAUUCAGCCCUCAAAGAAAAGCCAGCUGACAGUAAAGACGAGAAUGAGAUAUUGCCCCCAGAUCACUUGAAUGGGGUCAAAAUGGAGAUGGAUGGACAUCUGAACAAAGAAUUUCAUCAAGAAGUUUUUCUAGGAAAAGAGAUGGAAGAGUUCGAGGAAGAUUCAGAACCCAGAAAAAAUAGGAAGAAGCUCAUGGUCAUCUUCUCAAAGGUGGAUAUAAAUAAUGAUAAGAAGAUAAGUGCAAAGGAGAUGCAGCGCUGGAUCAUGGAAAAGACAGAUGAACAUUUUCAGGAAGCUGUGGAAGAGAAUAAAAUGCACUUCCGAGCUGUGGACCCUGAUGGUGAUGGCCAUGUGUCCUGGGAUGAAUAUAAAAUUAAAUUUUUGGCAAGUAAGGGCUUUAAUGAAAAGGAGAUCGCAGAGAAGAUAAAAAACAAUGAAGAGCUGAAAAUAGAUGAAGAAACCCAGGAAGUUUUAGAUAACCUGAAGGAUCGAUGGUACCAAGCUGACAACCCACCUCCUGAUCUGUUGUUGAAUGAAGAAGAAUUCUUGUCCUUUCUUCAUCCAGAGCAUAGUAGGGGAAUGCUGAAGUUCAUGGUGAAAGAAAUCAUCCGAGAUUUGGAUCAAGACGGAGAUAAGAAGCUUACCCUGUCAGAGUUCAUUUCAUUACCUGUUGGUACUGUAGAGAACCAGCAAGCUCAAGAUAUUGAUGAUGACUGGGUAAAAGACAGAAGGAAGGAAUUUAAGGAGGUCAUCGAUGCUAACCAUGAUGGCAUCGUCACAAUGGAAGAGCUGGAGGAAUAUAUGGAUCCUAUGAAUGAAUACAAUGCGCUAAAUGAGGCGAAGCAAAUGAUAGCAGUAGCAGAUGAAAAUCAAAACCAUCACUUGGAGCUGGAGGAGAUCCUGAAAUACAGUGAAUACUUCACGGGCAGCAAGCUUAUGGACUACGCACGGAAUGUCCAUGAGGAGUUCUGAUCCUGCUCGCUUUUCCAGAGCUCUGAAGCACUUUCUUGCUUUACAGAAAAAAAAAAAAAAAAAAAAAAAAAAAAAAAAAAAAAAAAAAAGAAAAGGAAAAAACCCAACCCCUAAACAGACAGAAAGUUACUUUGCUGCUAUCUGUUAUAUGCCUACAGUGUGUUGUCCUAGAUUAAAAACAACUUCCGUCCAUACAUAAGAUCUACAGCUCUGUUGCCUUCGGUUUAAGGGGGGAAAAAAAAAAGGUCCAUAAAUAAGGGGGCAUGUGCUGGACUAUGUCAGUUUGCCCUGGUUUGUACAGUUAAUCCAGCUGAAAUUUCAGCUGCUUUGGGCCAAUCAUAUUUGGUGGAGGCUUCUUAAUUAUUUAACUCUUGUUGUUGCCCUCAUAGCUGCUGAUCCAGGGAAAUCACAAAAAACACUGAAAGAUACUUGGUUUUGUAAGGGGGAUCGUGGUUCAAAUACGUGUGUUCUGACCUCAGGAGAAUAUCCCUGCAUAGACUGAUUGGCUGAAUCUUCCAAUAUUUUUCUCAGUGUGUCUCGACCUACUUAUAUAUUGUUGAGAAUUAAAUGCAAGUUCUUUCUCCAUCGCUGAACUAUAUUUAGGGGCCGUGGGGAAGAACUUCUGCAUCUACUUUAAAAGGAAAACUGUUUAUAGUGUGACAGGUUCUGUGUUUGCACUGGGAAUGUGAGCGACUUGAGAUUGCUUUUGUCUUAAAAAAAUCAAAUUUCAUCCUAAAGUGAAACGAUGGGGAAAGUUUCUUUGUGGACUUCAAUACGUUGGAGACAACAAUGUCAUUCACCUAGAGGUGUGAUUACUACUUAACUAAAAUUCAUUGUUAAAACGAGUUUAAUUAAUUGCUUCUGAGCAAAUUAAUGAUGCCCAUGAAUUCAUGAGUGAUGAAGCUGGGGAAAUACAGGCUUUGCUUUUUUACUGCUUUUGCCAGAGCAAUGUACAGUCAGCACUUGGGAAGCUUUUUAAUCAGUCUGGUUUUGGGUAAUCUCUGAAAACAUCUUGCAACAGAAGGGUCAUAUCCACUACUGUCUAAAAUAGAAAAUUUAUUUUUACUCUGGUUCCAUCUUUACUGUAAAAACCCCUCUUUCUGAAGGGUUGCCUGAAAAUCCAAGUGAGAUGUUAUAUUUGAUUAAAUUUAUUCUCUUAAUAUAAUGUAAAUAUAAGUAUUGCUGUCUGGUUCUGUUCCAAUAUUCCCUCCCUCCUUUUUAUUUUUUUGUUUUUGUUAAAUGGCUUGUAUCAGAGUCUUUUUAUAUACAUACCUUUUUUUUCAUUAAAUAUUUUUCUCCGUGCUUUGGAAA